CGAGAAUAUAAUCAGACGUACUUCAUCAUCUUCACUUAUUUCUCUCUCCCUUACCAAAAUCCAAAAUCCAAAAUCCAGAGCAUAAAAUAAUUAAAAAAUUAAAGACAGAAAAAAUAGUCUCGAGAUUAGGGAGAAAAAUCAGACAGGAAAAUGACGUCAUCACGGCGGCUGCAGAUUCUGGUCUCGACGGUGAUGGCCUUCUCUGUUUGGACAAUGGUUAUUCGGAACCCUAACUCCGACAGCCGCAGAUCACAAGCGAAGGUACAUCUCGAGUUGUUCGUUCCAGACGCAUACUCGAGUUUGUAUGUCACGAAUUUGGAUCCACGGGUUUCGGAAGAACAGUUAGAUACGAUGUUUUCGGAUUUCGGAAAAAUCACAAGCCUCGUUUUGGCGAAAGACUUCAAAGGCGAAUCUCGAGGGUUCGCCUUCAUCGACUUUGAAACCUCAAAUGGUGCAAGAGAAGCUAUGAAGCGAAUGAAUGGACGACGACUAGGUCGGAAGGUUCUACGUGUAGAGAGGACGGGGAAGAAAGAAGAAGGUCGAGAUCGACGAGGACAGAACUGGUUUUGGUAACAAAAGUAGAAAACACGCAAGUUUCGAAGAACGCAACACGUGUCUAGGAAUUAUACAGAUUAAUAUCAAUAAUUGGUGGCCUGUUUCAUGAUUAUGUAUAUAUACACACGUUGAUUAUUAUAAUAAGCAGUGUGCAUUGUCAUAUGAUUGAGACCAUAAUACAAUAAAUGGACCGCACGUCUUCGAGUA
Molecule: messenger RNA, 762 nt
Organism: Tarenaya hassleriana
Lineage: Eukaryota; Viridiplantae; Streptophyta; Magnoliopsida; Brassicales; Cleomaceae
Product: polyadenylate-binding protein 2
Exons: 3
Coding region: 151-573 (140 amino acids)
Biological process (GO): positive regulation of mRNA splicing, via spliceosome
Cellular component (GO): spliceosomal complex
Molecular function (GO): RNA binding
Source: RefSeq, a predicted model, not a curated record